This is a messenger RNA of Gilbertella persicaria, 926 nucleotides long. RefSeq lists its product as uncharacterized. The coding region runs from base 427 to 597 and encodes 56 amino acids. The transcript is spliced from 2 exons. The record is from RefSeq and is a predicted model, not a curated record. NCBI's taxonomy places the organism in Eukaryota, Fungi, Mucoromycota, Mucoromycetes, Mucorales, Choanephoraceae.
AAGUCUUUGAUAAGUAACAUAAUCAUCAACAACACGGUAUUUAUGCUUUUCUAUUCUACACUAAAAUAUCUAUUCUAUCAUUAAUAAAGCAGGGAGUAAUUAUAUCCUUCAACUUGAUUGAUUGUUUCUUUUUCGACGAAUGCCACGCAAGCUUGGCGUCUCCUAAAGGCAACUUCCUUAAGCGUAAUAGAUUUAGUCUGACCUUCUUUUUUUUCUUGUUUAAUAUUUGAAGUUUAAACCUUCGCUUAUUUGGAUUGUAACUAUAAGGAAGAUUGUACUCAAUUUCAAUUGGUUGUUUUCGCUCUAGAUCGCUUUUUUCUACGACAUUUCAAAAAUGAUGGAUAUAGUGCAAUUGGUUACGCAAGAAAAUCUAAAACAAAAGAAACGCGUUCAAACCUGUCAAACAUUAUGUGAAAGAAAUUAAAAAUGCGAUUGAUGGUCGACAGGGUUUUUGUGUCAUUCAAGACAAGCUCAAAUGAUCCAAUCAUGGACAGGGAUCUGGCUGAUGAUAACAAGUUACCAGAAAAACUGGAUGCUGAUGGCAAUACUCAAGAUAUGUUGAGAUAUGUUUCUGCUAAAAUAAAACAUGCCUUGUGAUGUUGACUUUUGCUGUUCUUACGACAAAUAUAAGUGAUUUUGAGACCUUCUUGAGGUAACUUUGAAAAUAAUUAAAUUUACUAACGAGUCUUAACAGUAAAAAUGCUAAUAUAGAGAAGAUUGUUGUAGACAGCCUUCCUUAUAGCAAUAAAGUAGCUAUAUUUGAUAGGAACGAGCUCCUGAACGACCCACAGAAGAUACAACAAGUGCAGAACGGAUUUUGAGCAAAGGUCAAAAUAGGGCGAUUUCUCAACACUGUAUUAUAAAGAUUAUAGUCAGUAAUCAGAAUGAUAUAGUUACUCUUAUCUACCAAAAUAAAGAUAUCGCUG